AUACACUUAGGAUCUCGAAGGUCUUCCGCUCACUUUAACGCCUGCUUUAAUUUCACAAGUUCCCGUAUAUUUUAAUUUGUUGUCUUAGUCAUUCAUCUUAGCUUUUGAAAGAAGAUGCAAAUCCCUGAGCGGUGUUUUUGCCUGAGCCAGUAAAAUGUAGGCCCUCUGGCUCAUUCAGUUAAAGAAGGAAAUGAAGUGGAGAGAAAUAAUGAUAAACGCCACCAGUUGAAUGGGCCUAAUGACCAUCACCGCCGAGCAGCGCGGAGCAAAGUCUCAUCAGCACCAGUCUGACCGACCAAUCAGAGCGCCCCCCCACUGGCGGACCUCCGUGAGGCCAGUCGCAGUUAGUUAGGCGGUGUAGUCAAUCUCGCUUGGAAAUUAUGAAGGUAACCAUCCUCAGUUUGUUGUAGAUGGAGCAAAGUGUCACUGGGCGCUCAUUUUUGCCACGUUUGACAGUGUGAGUAUCUGAAAUACUACCUUUUCUCCGGGAUAGUUUAAGGGACAACUUGUGCUGUGCAACAAAAGGAAUUUUCCGAUGUCGUGUGCAGCUGAACUGCCUUGUCACAUGUAUCAGAAAAUCUCAGUGCGUCUCGUUGUGCACGGACUCUCACAGUCGCGUUUUUUUCCUUUUUGCUUCUAACGUUGGAAUGGAUUAUGAGUAGCCCGAUGGAGACGCACCGAGAGCCACUGGGGUCCUCUGCUGCAAAAAACACGGGCGUUUAAAACAGGUGGCGGAUCCAGCAACAGUUCAAUCUGUCCUGAUCAUCUCCUCAUCUCCUGCUACAAUAACAGGCUGCCAUCUGAGGAACGCGGAGGUACAGUGCGCAGGCUCUCCAGCGCUGUUCUCCAGCAUCAAACCCCAGAGCAACGCGCAGCGGACGCCCGGCCGGCGGGUUCCACGCGCGGUUCUACACGACUAGACCCCGAAGAAAAUUCUGGAAGUUAAGCAGCUCUUUUGGAACAUUAGUCAGCGUGAGAACUGCUGCUUUGUGUCUCUAUUUUUCUGCGCCGAACUCUCCUCAGAAGGUUAGAGGAGCAUGUAACUGAAACAAGUGGAGCCCUCGGUGAUUUCAGCAUUCUGUCUCCCCCAUCUGUGCCUACAUUCUCUGCUACAGAUAGGGACGUUUUGAUAAUUACAUAUAAUUAUAAUUUCAGUGGGAGACAGAUCUGCCUCUGUCUAUUAUUGCCAACACCUCCAACACAAUAACUUCACACAUUUACAUAUUUCUCAACAAAAGUGAUAUUCUUUGAACCUUGAAGACAAAUCAGGAAUAGUUUUACUUGGAGCGACGUGUCACAUGGAGAAGCAACGUGCCAAUCGGUUCACGGCUAAUUAGUAAUGCCAUUGAAUGACACCGACAACUUUUCGGUGCCCGAGAGCUGAGCGCGGAGCGUCUUAAAGUCCACGACAUUUGCCUCGUCGUGAAAUGCGCUUCACGGCCUGCGAGCCGCUUCCUUGGGUUAUGCUUAGUUCUAAUUUUCAGCUGUUACACUCUUCUAGCACUUAAGCCGAGCCUCCCUCAUUAUCACCCACAGCCCCAUCACAGUAACAAUCUGUACCAGGGGACUGCUGAUGCACAUUAAUCCAACUAUUCAAAAGAUUAAGUACACGGUGUAUCGAGUAUUAUGUGUCGCGGUGUGACGGGUGUCUGGGCUCGUUGAGGAGGAGCUCGGUCCCGGCCCUGGAGGAAGCAGGCAUUAUUAAUGGACAGGCUCCACCAGUGUCCUGUCUGUUAUUUCCGUUUUCUUGUUUACAAUGCCAAAAGCACCAAAUGUAUGAAAGCUAUUGUAGACUUCAAGAGAAUAGCUUACAGAAGAGCUAAACAAGUGCCAAUUGUGAAUGUAUGUAGAGCCAGGACCCGAAUAGUCGUCCAGGAAUAACCCUGUUUACAUUUGAGAAACACUGGCCAUAGACUAUUGUUCAAGUGCCGCGAUCAGCACAGGAAUGUACUGACCUGACAGAUGUAAUUGAACUACGUACGACUCAUUUCUUUUUUGCUGGGCCUUGUAAGAUGAUUAAAUCCAGCGGCGCUUCGGAUUUGAGUUCUUUUGUUCGGCGGAGCGUUUAAAAACGAGGCGUUAAGCACUAAAAGCAGGAAGAUUGUUCGUUUUCAGUCUGUCCUGUUUACUAAGCCAGUCUUUUAGGAUGACAUCACACUGAGAGUUCCCCCCUCGCGAUACAGUCAAACCGUUACAGGACCACUCAGUCCGUUCUAAUUGUAUUUUUCCCCACGGUUUCUUGUUUGGCCUCAUUGUAACUAGUCAGGCUCAGAUUCCAUUCCCCAGCGUCGCUGAAUGACACCACUGACACAUCAUCACCAUUCGGCAGGUCGUACAUGUUACUUGAAUGCUUCACAUGCCGUUUUAGUGGGUUAAACUGCAAAAGCGGAUACAGCGUUGUGACUGCACUGACUCAACCACAGAAAAUAGAUCUCUUAGUCAUGUAAAAAUGACGCCCACCACCAAUCUCAGAGUCCUCGCUGUCUCCCUGCUCUCCCUCCUUACUGCCCCACUUACCACUGUGGUGGAGACCUCCCCGCCCCCCCCUCCCCAGCACACCGACCGCUCAGGGAGGCCGUUCACCGAGGAGCCCAUGAACGACCCCAGCCCCUCGUUCCUGCUGCUCGCCAUCCAGGCCAGCAUCAGGCCGGCUGCUCUCCAGGCCCGGACCAAGACCCCAGAGAGGCCUCCAGAGACCUCAGAGGGGGUUCUGGAGGCGCCCCCCAGACCACUUCCCCAAGUCAUGUUCUCCAAGAAUGUGACUUCAGCGGAGGCCCUCGCGCCCCCCCUAAGUGCCGCCCAGGUAGAGCAGAGCCCGCCACGCCUGAUCAACGUGUGGAUGGAUGUAUGUCGGGGCUACUACGACGUCAUGGGACAUUUCGACAGCGCUUUCAACUGCUCCAAGGACAAUUUCGUCUACUGCUGUGGAACCUGCCACUACCGCUUCUGCUGUCCAGACCGGGGCCGGCAACUGGACCAGGACAUCUGUAAAAACUACGACUCCCCCGACUGGGCCAAGCCCCAGACAGACCCCAUGAGCCUACCGGACGAAUUAGGCCCUGACCCAGACUAUGAUCCGCUGAAGCAGCAGAGCCACAACACAGGCUUCGUCAUCGGCGGCGUGGUUGUGUUCAUGGUGGCUGUGGCUGUGGGCAUCAAGGUGGUCUUCAACAAGGUGCAGCGGGAAGCACACCAGAGGGACCUGAAUAUGCCCAGAGCUCUGGUGGACAUGCUGCGGCACCAGUCGAGCCCAGUCCAGCAGGACGAGAGGAACAACAGCGUGGCUCUGGCUGUAGGGGACGGACAGGGAACACUGGGGAGAGCUCCUAAGAAUCUGUAUGCCCCGGGGCUGCCCAGCAAGGACAACAGAUUGGGCAAUUUGCAGCAUAAUUUCAUCCACUCUUCAGGCUCCAGCCCCAAACACACUGCAACUAUCGAACGCACCCCUCGGAUGAACAACGCUCAGCUGGCGGCCGGGGGCACCCUGCUUUCCAGCAAGCACAACAACACCAAGUCCCAGCCGUCCUUCCACCACUCCCUGCACAACCUGGCUCAGCUGCCCCCCUCCUACGAGAGCGCCACCAAGCCGGAGCUCAACCGGUACUCCUCGCUCAAACGCCUCGAGAAAGGUCUUGAUGAGUACUCGUCCGGUUACUGCACCACCAAGCGGCGGCCUCACACGGCCCAGCCGGCGCUGCAGUCCUCCCAGCACCACCUCCACUGGGGGGGGGACUACACCCUCAGCGGGAGAGGAACCCUGCCCAGGCACGCCGCUCGCCCCUGGAUCCCACCGCCGCCCUCUGGCAUGCCGGCCUCCCCCACUCCCAAUCCUUACCCCCUGGAUCCCCCCGAGCCCCAGUACAACGCCAACUAUGACACUCUGUCCAAGCCUCCCAGGAAAGUAAAGUCCACCGAUCAACUGCUCAACAUGGGCGACGUCCCAGGCAACACCGGCACUCUGUCCAGGCUCUCUAAGAAUCAGCAGCACCAGUACUACAAAGCCAUGGCGGCCUCCAAUAAGAACUCUAACACGCAGACCCUGACCCGCAAGACCCAGGACAGGCAGGACAGGCAGGACCGACAGGACCGACAGGACCGACAGGACCGACAGGAACGGUUGCUCAUGUCACCAGACCACUUGGAGGAGCGGAUGGGGGUCGGUGGGAUGGGGGUGGUGGAUCCCUACGCCCACACAGGGGGCAUCGUCCCCACGCUGCCGCGCCAGCAGAAGGCCCAGUCCCAGCAGAACGUCUGCGCCACGCCCUCCCUCGACCGGCACCACAUGAUCAAGAUGAACUCGCACCCCACGUCCGGACGGGAGCAGGAGCGGAGCACCCCCAUGACCGGCGGCGGGCACAUGAGCGGGGGCAUGGGCUGGGCGGGCGAGAUGCCCGGGGUGGGGCCGGGGGCGGGGCCGGGGGCGGGGGUGGUCAUGGGAACGGGAACGCUGGGGGGCCACAGCGCGAGGAGGAUGGCGUUCGCGGAAAGGCAGAACACCAUUGAGCAGCUGCACUUCAUACCAGGGGGGGGCGGUGGCGGUGGGGGCUCGGCGGGAAGCGGAUCAGGCAGUCAGGGGAUCAGGACGGGGAGUAAAAAUGAGGUGACAGUGUGAGGUCUGUGCCUCAGCUCACCCUCAAGCGAGACAUGGGAUAGAUCACCUAUCUGCAUUUACCUAGUAGAUAUACAACAUAAGAAAUAAAACUAUACGUAUAAAUUAUAGUAACAGUGUAACGUGUUUAGGCUAUUCAAAUUAGUGUUAUCUUGUAAUUAAAUAUGAUAAUUAAAACUCUAGCGGGGGAAUAUCUGUUCCAAUUAUGUGAUAGCCUACAUCAGCCAUAUUUUCUAACAGAAUUUGCCAUAAUGCCAUAUACAGCAGUGCCAUUACUUGUAUAAAGACUGACCGAGACGGAGGAACAAAAGCAACAGAAGUGUCGUUCAUAUUUUGUUUUUAUAUAUGUUUUACAAAAAGUACUCAGGAGCCAUAUUAGAUAGGAAACGACGAAGCCGGCGAAGCGAGGGACCGUGUGGAAUAUCGCCUCACUGAGUCGACUGGACCGUCCACCUGCUCAGUUUGUGCCGACAACCAUUUACUAAACUGAAUCUCUUGGGUGAGGAGCCCACUGGACCAGACAGGUCAGACUGAACCAUGUGCCUGAUGAGGGGUUCUGGAGACGAGACACUGCUAAAGGAACCUCAUCCUGCCACAGGGAGACAGAACAGCUUUGUGUUGUAUGUGGGGGCUGCUUCUGACUGCGACGCGGCAUGCCGACGCCGCUGGAGCGACUCUGCACCUGAUUCAGACUGCAGACACUCACACACUACUGAUCUGUUGCCUAGUUUUCCAUGUGACCUUAGAUCGAAUCCCCAGAGGAACUCACACUGAUCACUGUUACACUGCGGGAGUGGAGGCUGAUCCUAGUUCGCAUUAUGGGUAAGUUGGUCCAUAAUGUUCCCAUUUAUAGAGCAGAAUCCAAACGGGCUACCAAAUAAUACAGAGCCAUCGGUGAUGAUAACACGAGAACACGCACAUCAAGAGAAAACACAACACGACUGUGGUCGUUGUACCAAGAAAGCAUCUUGCUUUAAUGUGGGUUGUGUAUGAGAAGCAAAGGUUUUCCUACCGAGCAUAAAUGGACAGACCACGGCGCAGAGGUUGCACUUACACACACUGUCCUUCAAAGCCAUUUAUGGAGAUACAAAGAAAAAACCCAGAGGAAGCUGGUCUGACAAUCACCGUUUUAUUAUUCUCACCAGGUGACAAAUUCUAGAAGUCAGUAGUAUUUUGUACAGUCACGGGAUCGGCUCAAGAGCAAGCCACAAACCUCUGCGUCUAGAGCGAGGGCGACCCGAGGCCUUCUCCUGCGAGGCUCCAUGUGCCAUAAUAGACUGGGAUGGUCAGGAAGCCCUUCCCAUCCUCAAGACCAAGACCUUGCUGUAUCAUAACGCACUCCAGCCAGUAUGAGUAGAAAAAAAUCCGAAAAGAGAAAAAAAACCUUCAUCAAUAACAACGCUUAACAAUACUAAGGGCUAUCCUAUCCUAUAUACUGUAGUAUGUGAUAUCUGUGGUCCAUAUAAAAUGCUAUCUCUUUCUCUUGAUUUUGUGUUGAUAUUGUCAUGAUGUAUUAAGUAUUACUGUGUACAAAACACAAGAGCAAUUUAAGCACAGUUCAAAGAGAAACACAGUGACAAACUUUGCACAAAAAAUCGAUCCCGUGUUAUUUGCACCAGAUACGAACGCGCCUCGUAUCGUGUCCUCGAGGUUUACAUUCUGAACAAGCGCGGCUGAUCCGCGGAAGGCGCUGAGGCGGCGGUGUGUGCGUUGAACCAACAGAAAUCGGAGGCGGCGACCGCUCAGCUCUUGUUCAGUCUCGUGAAAGGAGACAGAGAUGAAACGCAGAUAACUAGAAACACAGAUUUCAUUUGGACAAUCUUCCUAUACACAGUGCUAAAUGUAGUUGUUAUGAAUAUGAUGGAGUGUUAUUAUUAAUAAUUAUUAUAACUGUUAUGGUUAUUAUUAACAAUUAUCUUAUGGUGUGAUGUUCUUUUACUCGGUGGGAUUUAAGUGUUUAUUGUUUUUAGAUAACUAGCAUUCUCAUGACUAGUUUAUUUUUCAUACAUCUGGUCAUAAAUUCAAGUUUUUAAAACCAUUCCAAAUCUUGAUGCAUGCUGGCUCCAUCACAUUGAGAGGCAUCUGCAGGAUGCCUGGAUUUUAGGGUCAUUGACGCUCACAUGGCCGAUUUUCCAGCUGUAUGUAUUGUGCCUAGACAUCGGCCUUAUGACUUCUUGAUCUCAAGUGAUUACUUAGGUUUCCACUCUGGUAGAAAAACAUCUAUUGAAAAAAUCUACAGCCUUCUGAACGUAUGUGUAGACGGUGGUGUUUUAUCAGCCGGUGAGCGAUAGAUGAGUCUGGGAACAAAGUUGUUAACGCCACCAGGCUGUAGAGACUGAGUCUGUUGUCUCCGUUGAUGCAGCCUGACCCAAUAACCUAUUAUGGGUUCUCUACACACAAAACCCAUGAUGCCAUAAUGUAUGUGUGUUCGGAUGAAUGUUUAUUACACAGGUUGGACGGAAAUAGAGGUCUAAUGGAACUGGAGUGCAGUGUUUUUUUCAGGGAAAUAGGAGAGAUGACAUACAGUAGUUUUAGAUUUUUUUAAUAGAGCCACAAAAGGUCUGUAGCAAAGUCUGUAAUAUCUCACAAGCCAUAUCCAUGGAAAGUCAUUAUCACAAUUUUAUAAAUGGUUAAUCUAAUUUGUGCAAGUAUUGUAUUUUGUAUAGCUAGUACAAUCAGAAUAUUUUGAGUGAUCUCUUCGGCAUUAAUUUGAGGAUUCAACAAAUUCUGUGUUAGUAUUAAAUGACUUGUACAGUGCCAAACUCAUUACAUUUUGUUGUCCUUUUAUUGUCACUUACAUGACAAACGGGGGUCAUUUCUUUUUCACAACCAAGAACUAAUGCACAGGCAGGUGAGCUAAAGCGAGGUUCCAGGAGGAAAUGAAUGAAUAUGGUGUGUGUUCCAGCCAUUAUGAAUUCAUUUAAAGCCAGUUUGUGAGCGGCCAACUGAAAUCUAAAGCAUUAACAGCAGUAAAUUGUCAGGACAGGGGGAGCGACUAGUGAUGAGGUUCAUCUGAUUUAUUUUCAAAGCAACCCUUUUGUUAUUGUUCAAUUAUUUGAUUCCCUUGGAUACGACAGUGACUUACAAGGAAUUUGUAUAAUAAAGUUGGUGGGAAAAAUGUUUGUUGUUUAUUAUAGAGCAUGAAGAGUAAAAUUAAGACUUAUUCACUCA
This is a messenger RNA of Betta splendens (Siamese fighting fish), 7780 nucleotides long. RefSeq names its product protein shisa-7 (gene shisa7a). Gene Ontology annotation, cellular component: postsynaptic membrane; AMPA glutamate receptor complex; dendritic spine membrane. Gene Ontology annotation, biological process: regulation of short-term neuronal synaptic plasticity; regulation of AMPA receptor activity. The record is from RefSeq and is a predicted model, not a curated record. Lineage: Eukaryota; Metazoa; Chordata; Actinopteri; Anabantiformes; Osphronemidae.